AUGUGGGAACAGAAAGGAAGGGAUCCAGCUAUGACAACAGAUGAUGCCAGCAGUCAGUCUCAGGCAAACUCUUUGACUAAUAUGAAGAAUGGACUUAAUGAAUCAUUUCCUGAGCCCAUGACAACUACACAAAUUUUCAGUUGGCGAACACAGGGGAGCCCUUCAGAUCACGUAACACUUGGACACGAAGUAUCUGUACCUGGUCCAGAUCUUGCCACUAAAGAGUCCAAGCAGACAAGCAGUCAGAGUGUCACUUCUGUGCAGUAUAAGUUACUUCUACCUGGUGCUUCUGGUACUUCUGUGGAAACAACUGUCAGUUUGGACAGGGUAGUUGAAGUUGAAUUAACUUGCAUAUUGGACAAGAAAUAUUCCCAUUUGAAAAGUUUUCAAGUGAUUUGGAAGAGGGGAAAUGAUACAAUCAGUCAUACCAAUAAAACUGAUAACAGCUGGAGCAUCAAUGUAACUGUCUCGGAUAGCAGUAAGUUGGGAAGUUACAGUUGUACUCUGAAAGGUGAACAACAACUCAGUGGUAUUUUUCACUUGCAAGUACCAAAAAUUGGACGAAAAGAAAAACCCACAAUCACUUACUUAGGAGACACAGCUGUAAUGAAUUGUGAAUGUCCUGGCUAUACAGCCAUUUCUUGGACCUGGUAUAUGACCAACGGAAGUAAACAGAUUACCAUUAAUGAGUCUUUGCUGGCAGACAAAUAUGUAAUUAGUAAAAAGUCUGCCAAUAUAACCCAACUGAAGAUACUGAAGCUCACUAAGGAAGAUGAUGGUGAAUAUUGGUGUGAAGCUGCUUUUGAAUUAGGGAAAAGUAAAGGAAAACUGGAGCUUAAAGUUCUGUCCUUCAUGGUGCCUCUCAAACCCUUCGUAGCAAUUGUGAUUGAAGUUAUUGUUUUAGUAGCUCUCAUUGUCGCUUAUGAGGUAUAUUCAAAGAAAAAGGAAAAAUGUGCAGAAGCUGAAAAAGAAUUUGACCAAAUUGAGCAUCUUAAAUCAGAAGACAGUGGUCUGGAAAGCAGUAGGGCUAGGCAGAGAAGAAUUUGA
Nestor notabilis (Kea) is the source of this 1047-nucleotide messenger RNA. RefSeq names its product embigin (gene EMB). The coding region runs from base 1 to 1047 and encodes 348 amino acids. The record is from RefSeq and is a predicted model, not a curated record. NCBI's taxonomy places the organism in Eukaryota, Metazoa, Chordata, Aves, Psittaciformes, Psittacidae. The transcript is spliced from 11 exons.